CAUGCCCAAGUGACAAACAGUCAAUCAAAAGCAGGCCCAGAGUGAGAGGUCAGGGGGAGAUGUCCUGGUAGAGGCUGGAGGCCAUGCUGUUACCAUAAUUCCAAACUUGACACCUUUGUGACCAAAAGCCACCCGCAGCUCAUCCGCGCCCACGCGGAUAUUUAUGGCAAAAAUUCAAAAUUAAUGAUGUGUGACAUGGAAUUGUCGCCAAAAAAGUAAGCCAAAAAAUAGGAUAAAAUUAAAAAUGCAAAAAAGAGAAAAGGAGAACAGGACCAAAGUGAAUUAAAACCGCCGGGAUAGGCGAAAAUUCGACUAAAAAACAGUGUCGGUGGGAACGGCCGAUGUUGGGGUUUCAUUUUAUUCUCAUUCCGUAUUUUAGUAAACGUUUCGGAAACAUUUUUUUUCUGUUAACCAAAAAUGCCAAAAAAUAAAAGAAAAUCUACUGUCACGACAUGCAAGCCACCCGAAGAGGAAUGUACGGAAAAACAACCUCUGCAGAUCAUUAAAAUACAGGACACCAAUUACUUGGCCUGCGAUCUGAGGAACAGAGAUCCAGCGAAAUGUCAGAGCUGUCUUGAAAACUUGGGCAAACAAACCUUGAAGAUUUAUGCCAAUAAUAGAAACUAUCUGGCCUGCGAGGUUAAGAGAUCCUUACCCAUCAAUCUCAACAAGACGCAGGCACAACCCCAGCCAUUAACUGCUAAGAAUAGGGACUACUUAUGGCGAUGGAAGUUAAAAAAUUGUCCCUCUCAUAUGUUUCCCAAAUGCCCUCAAGUCCUAAAACCUCCGAAAACGAAGGAAAAAAAACAGGAUUUAAACUGUAAGAUAAAGGAUUUCUAUGAGAUUCUUCCGCAAGAGCCCUUAAAACGUGCGGCCAUAAGGAGUGAAGUUCUUAAGGAAUCAAAUAAAUAUCGGAAAAUGCACUGUGCCUGUAUUAUGAAAUUGGAUAACGCUGUGACGAAACAUGCACAAGAAUGGGCAGAAUAUUUGGCCGCCCAUAAUCUUUUAGAAACGCGACCCCUUCCCAAAUACGGUGAGAAUAUAAUGCGUGCCCGCAAGGAUCUCUUCUGCGUGAAAAAAUUAUUGAAGCUAUGGUAUCAGGAAAAGUAUCACUAUGAUUACUUGAAACCCGGUUUUGGUUUAUAUACUGGACACUUUACGCAAAUGGUUUGGCAGAGAACUCAGUAUCUUGGCGUUGGCGUGGCUUCCGAUAAGACGCAUGUCUGGUUAGUUUGUAAUUACCAUCCAGCAGGAAAUACACGGCGAUUUUUUAAGUCAAAUGUCCUUCCAAGGAAACUGUUUCUCUCGGAGUCUGACAUGGAGUCUAAUAAUCCAGAAGAUGAAGAAUACAAAGCACCGUGCAAACAGGAACACCGACAACCCUGUCUAAAUACUAGAUAUUAUUUAUAAAAGAGAAAACUAUUUUUUUUUUAUGAUUUAUUUUAAAUGCAGCUUGUUAUAAUUUUAUACGUAAAUAAAGAUUCAUUAAUAUUUUAA
Molecule: messenger RNA, 1497 nt
Organism: Drosophila ananassae
Lineage: Eukaryota; Metazoa; Arthropoda; Insecta; Diptera; Drosophilidae
Exons: 3
Coding region: 418-1410 (330 amino acids)
Cellular component (GO): extracellular region
Source: RefSeq, a predicted model, not a curated record